CACCGGAGACACUCCAUUUCUACCCACAUAUCCCCCAUUAUAUACAUGCCAUAGCUCACAAUAUGUUUCCUCAGAUUCUAUUCCCCAAAAUGCCUUCUUUCUCUUCCACCUAAACGAUGCUAUAUCCUCUCUGUUCAUCGCCGCCCAUUUCACCAUAGCCCCAUACCUUCAAUUCCACUUCAUCAUCAUCGUCGUCGUCAUCAUGAUGGUGUGUUGUUCUUCAAGCUGAAUCCGAGCUUGUAUGGCAUAUUAGUGAAUGUGAUGGAAUUGCAACCAUAGAGGACGAUGAUGAAGAAAAUAAGUGUCUUGUCUGAAUGGGGAUCAUGUGUGGCGAAGCUGAAAGGGUUGCCAUUAAUGGGAAUUAUAUUUAUAGUGAUGCUAUUUUUUGUAUACAGGACAACUGAUUUUCAGUAUCAAAGGACACAGCAUUCUAGCAUGGCUAGCAAAAGACUAAAAAGUUUGCCUCAUAGAGCCAGUGAACCUAGAUCAGAUCUUGAAUUAAAGCCUCUAUGGUCAAUGAGUUCUUCAAAGGUUGAUGUUCUUGGAGCUCACAACUUGUUGGCAAUGCCAGUUGGCAUUAAGCAGAAGGAUAAUGUUGACAAGAUUGCUCAAAAGUUUCUUUCAGAGAAUUUCACAAUCAUAUUGUUCCAUUAUGAUGGUAAUGUAAGUGGCUGGUGGGAUCUGGCAUGGACUAAGACGGCCAUUCAUAUAGUGGCUCACAACCAAACAAAAUGGUGGUUUGCAAAGCGUUUUCUGCACCCAGCUGUUGUAUGUAUUUAUGAAUACAUAUUCCUAUGGGAUGAGGAUUUGGGUGUCAAGAAAUUUCACCCUGGAAGAUACCUUAGAAUUGUGAAGUCAGCUGGACUGGAGAUAUCUCAGCCAGCUCUAGACCCAAAUUCAACUGGCAUACACCACAGAAUCACCAUACGACGGAGAACAAAGAAGUUUCACAGAAAAGUCUAUUAUGACAGAGGUAGUACAAAAUGUUCUGAUGAAAGUGAAGGUCCUCCGUGCAGUGGGUUUGUGGAAGGAAUGGCUCCAGUCUUUUCAAGGUCUUCAUGGCAUUGUGUCUGGCAUCUUAUUCAGAAUGAUCUUGUUCAUGGAUGGGGAAUGGACAUGAAGCUCGGUUAUUGUGCACAGGGGGAUCGGACGAAAAAGGUAGGUGUUGUUGAUAGUGAAUACAUAGUUCACCAAAGCAUUCAAACUUUGGGUGGGGCGUCAUCUAAAAAGGCUUUAGAUCCUCAUGUGUCAAUGAAGAGGAAUCCUGUUGAUGCCAGAUAUGAGAUACGGAAGCAAUCGGCGUACGAACUGCAACUGUUUGAAGAAAGGUGGCACAGAGCAGUGGAGGAGGAUAAGAGGUGGGAAGAUCCCUAUAAACUCGCCCCAAAAAUCAAGCACCUAUGAAGGUUUGAACAGCAAGAGCAAUGCCAAUUCUCUGUUAAUAUCCGGGAACAAACUUCAGUUUCUCUCUUGUAAAAAAGUAGUGUUUUGUCCAUCAUAAUCUUCUAGUUUACUAUUAUGAAAGACAUGGCCAUGUGUUAUUGGGAAAUCAGGAGGAAAUACAAAGUAGCGUAGCAGCGUUAGAACGAGUGGUAUACGAAAGCGAAGAAGACUUGAUAAAUGUAUUCAAAAUAUUGUUAUUAAUAACAUAACACACUAAUG
Messenger RNA from Cuscuta campestris, 1662 nucleotides. Lineage: Eukaryota; Viridiplantae; Streptophyta; Magnoliopsida; Solanales; Convolvulaceae. The record is from the annotation of a GenBank genome assembly.